AUGGCGCCUCGCUCUCGAGCCAAGGCUGUUGAUACUGACGCGCCUAUGUCUGACGCGCAGGAACAUCGCCAGGGGGAAGAUAUGGAAGUUGACGAGACCCCCGAUUACACUGAUACCGAGAACCCCAGUACCGAAGCUAGUAGUGUCGCCGGAGAACCCACCGGAGAUGGACGACGGCGCCGUACAGAAGUCAACCAACUCCGUCGCAGCAUUUUUGGAAAGAAGCACGACCGGCUAGGCGAAUCCAAGGAGGAUGACACAAUCCGACGAUUCAGGUAUCUCCUCGGUCUUACUGAUCUAUUCCGCCAUUUCAUUGAGACGAACCCCGAUCCCCAAAUCCGCGACAUCAUGACUGAGAUUGAUCGACGGAAUGCCGAAGCAGCCCGCGGCAAGAAGGGAGCCGGGAGACAAGGCGGUGCCACGAGCGAACGACGUCGACGUACAGAGGCCGAAGAAGAUGCCGAACUUUUGAAGGACGAGAAACAUGGUGGUUCUGCUGAGACGGUGUUCCGCGAUUCCCCUCCUUUUGUCCAUGGUCAAAUGCGAGACUACCAAAUUGCUGGACUCAACUGGCUUAUCUCGCUACAUGAGAAUGGUAUCUCUGGUAUUCUUGCAGAUGAAAUGGGUCUCGGAAAGACUCUACAGACAAUAUCUUUCCUCGGUUACCUACGCCAUAUUCUGGACAUCAAUGGGCCACACCUGGUCAUUGUGCCCAAGUCUACACUGGACAACUGGAAACGAGAGUUUGCUAAGUGGACACCCGAGGUCGACGUCUUGGUGCUUCAGGGUGCCAAGGAUGAAAGACAGGCCCUCAUCAAUGAUAGACUCGUCGACGAAAAGUUCGACGUUUGCAUUACCAGUUACGAGAUGGUGCUUCGAGAGAAGUCGCAUCUGAAGAAGUUUGCUUGGGAAUACAUUAUUAUUGAUGAGGCGCAUCGUAUCAAGAACGAAGAAUCAUCACUUUCACAGGUCAUUCGAUUGUUCUCUUCACGAAACCGACUGCUCAUCACCGGCACACCUCUCCAAAACAAUUUGCACGAACUUUGGGCUCUUCUAAACUUCUUGCUGCCUGAUGUCUUUGGCGACUCUGAGGCAUUUGACCAGUGGUUCUCUGGACAAGACCGUGACCAAGAUACAGUCGUCCAGCAACUCCACAAGGUUCUCCGCCCCUUUCUGUUGCGUCGCGUGAAGAGCGAUGUGGAGAAGAGCUUGCUACCCAAGAAGGAAGUCAACGUUUAUCUGGGCAUGUCAGAGAUGCAGGUCAAAUGGUAUCAAAAGAUUCUGGAAAAGGACAUUGACGCUGUCAACGGUGCGGGUGGUAAGCGCGAGUCCAAGACUCGACUGCUCAACAUCGUUAUGCAACUUCGAAAGUGUUGUAACCAUCCUUACCUGUUUGAGGGUGCCGAGCCAGGUCCCCCUUACACAACCGACGAGCAUCUUGUGUACAAUGCUGGUAAAAUGGCUGUUCUUGACAAACUGCUUAAGAGGAUGCAAAAGCAAGGCAGCCGUGUUCUUAUCUUUUCCCAAAUGAGUCGAUUGCUCGACAUUCUCGAAGAUUACUGCGUCUUCCGCGAGUACAAGUACUGUCGAAUCGAUGGUGGAACUGCUCAUGAGGACCGAAUCGCUGCCAUUGACGAGUACAACAAGCCUGGUUCGGAGAAGUUUGUCUUCCUCCUUACAACACGUGCUGGUGGUCUAGGUAUUAACCUGACGACCGCCGAUAUCGUUGUUCUCUACGACAGUGACUGGAAUCCCCAGGCCGAUUUACAGGCUAUGGAUCGAGCCCAUCGUAUCGGACAGACCAAACAGGUUGUUGUGUACAGGUUUGUCACAGAAAACGCCAUAGAGGAAAAGGUUCUGGAAAGAGCUGCACAAAAGCUGCGUCUGGAUCAACUUGUCAUUCAGCAAGGUCGUGCACAGCAAGCCGCCAAGGCCGCAGCGAAUAAAGACGAGCUUCUCUCCAUGAUUCAACAUGGCGCCGAAAAGGUCUUCCAAUCCAAGGGACCCACAGGUACAAUGUCCUCCAAGGACGGCGAGGUCGGCGACGAUGAUAUCGAUGCUAUCCUUGCCAGAGGUGAAAACCGAACCAAGGAACUUAAUGCCAAGUAUGAGAAGCUGGGAAUUGAUGAUCUCCAGAAGUUUACCUCAGAGUCUGCCUACGAGUGGAAUGGCGAGAACUUUGCCAACACAAAGAAAGAAAUCAACAUGACUUGGAUUAACCCGGCCAAACGAGAGCGAAAAGAACAAUCGUACUCGAUGGACAAAUACUUCCGCCAGACCAUGUAUCCCAACCCCAAGGCGGAUGCUAAGCCGAAGGCACCCCGAGCACCCAAGCAGGUUCCCGUACACGAUUACCAGUUCUACCCACCACGCCUGCGUGAUCUUCAAGACAGGGAAACCGCUUUCUAUCGUAAGGAGAUCGGCUACAAGGUCCCUCUAGCCGAUGGUGAAGAAGACACUCUCGAAGAGCGAGAAGCUGAAAGAGCCCUUGACCAACAGGAAAUCGAUAAUGCAACACCUUUGACCGAGGAGGAGAAAGAAGAGAAGGAGAAGCUGUCCCUUCAGGGCUUUGGAGAAUGGAACAAGCGAGACUUCCAACAGUUUGUGAACGGAUCAGGCAAGUAUGGACGAAACGAUUACGAGGGCAUUUCCGUGGAGGUCGACAGCAAGUCACCUGCUGAAAUCAAGGCGUAUGCUAAGGUUUUCUGGCAACGAUAUACCGAAAUUGCGGACUACCCCAAAUACAUCAAAACUAUUGAAGAUGGCGAGGAGCGCACACGCCGCGUUGAACAUCACCAAAAGCUUCUUAGAAAGAAGAUGCAGCAGUACCGAGUCCCUCUACAGCAACUCAAGAUCAACUACUCUGUUUCCACUACCAACAAGAAAGUGUACACCGAGGAGGAGGACAGAUUUUUACUGGUACUACUUGACCGUUAUGGUAUUGAUUCGGAGGGUCUUUACGAGAAGAUGCGAGACGAUAUCCGAGAAUCGCCUCUUUUCCGAUUCGACUGGUUUUUCCUCAGCCGAACUCCUAUUGAGUUGUCUCGUCGUUGCACGACUUUGAUCACUACUAUUGUCAAAGAGUUUGAAGACGUCCCUGCUCGUGGUUCAAACGGAGUCAACGGAAAGUCUAAGCGUGAGCCUGACGAUGAGAACGACGAGGACAGCAUUCUUGGAAUGGCACCAGCGAAGAAGAAGGCGAAGAACGGGGUCAAGAACAAGGCGCUUGAUAAUGUCAAAUCCGUCAAAUCCAGCAAGAACAGCUCAGCAACCCCAUCCAGAGCCUCCAGUGUCGCGUCUGCCACCUCCGCCGGUGGCUCUACCAAGAGUAAGAAGGGUAGAAAGAAGUAA
Molecule: messenger RNA, 3351 nt
Organism: Fusarium coffeatum
Lineage: Eukaryota; Fungi; Ascomycota; Sordariomycetes; Hypocreales; Nectriaceae
Exons: 5
Coding region: 1-3351 (1116 amino acids)
Biological process (GO): regulation of transcription by RNA polymerase II; nucleosome organization
Cellular component (GO): chromatin; nucleus
Molecular function (GO): histone binding; nucleosome binding; ATP hydrolysis activity
Source: RefSeq, a predicted model, not a curated record